This is a messenger RNA of Eruca vesicaria subsp. sativa (arugula), 1586 nucleotides long. The record is from the annotation of a GenBank genome assembly. Lineage: Eukaryota; Viridiplantae; Streptophyta; Magnoliopsida; Brassicales; Brassicaceae.
CAAAUUCUCUUUCAUCACCGCUUAACAAAUUCAAAGAAGAUACAAUAUCUAGAAUUCAUUAAUCUUUUUUGGGAGAGUUUCUAUAUAUUCUUCGGGUAUCUGGAAAUGAGAUUUUGUGUUUGUCAAAUUCCCCUUUGAUUUAUUUCAAUUUGUUACCAAUUUUAGUGUUCAAACUAUAAAUGGAAUCGAAUGUGAUGUUCUCCGGGUUCAGUCCAACAAUGUUAACCCUCGAGAUUCCGCAUCAGAACCCUCAAAACCCGGUUCAGUUCCAGCAUCCUCAUCCACAUCCUUACCCAACCGAUCAACAACAACAACAACAACAACCAAUAAAACCCUUAUACCCUCACACAACCAAGACCAAACAACCCUCAGGAGAAGAAGACGAGCGUGAAUCAGGCUCCGGAUCCGGAUGCCACCCAGAAGACAGCACAGGAACCGACGGAAAAAGAAAAAUCUCCCCCUGGCACAGGAUGAAAUGGACGGACACGAUGGUCCGUCUCCUGAUAAUGGCAGUCUUCUACAUCGGCGACGAGGCCGGUGGUGGUGGGGCCCUCGGAGACCAAACAGAUGCCAAGAAAAAAUCGAUAGGGAUGUUACAGAAGAAAGGGAAGUGGAAGUCCGUGUCGAGAGCCAUGGUGGAGAAAGGCUUCUCCGUGUCUCCACAACAGUGCGAGGACAAGUUCAACGACCUUAACAAGAGGUACAAGAGAGUCAACGACAUUCUCGGGAGAGGGACAGCGUGUCGUGUCGUUGAGAAUCAAGGGUUGUUAGAAGGGAUGGAUCAUAUUAAUCCGAAACUAAAAGAGGAGGUUAAGAAGUUGCUUAACUCUAAGCACUUGUUUUUUAAAGAGAUGUGCGCUUAUCAUAAUAGUUGUGGUCAUUUAGACCAAAGGGAAUUAACAAAUAAUAAUCAGAUUCCGGUUUUGUCUAAACCGGAGUGUUUUCACGCGGGGGAGAGUGAGAGAAAAAUGGAGUCGGAUAAUACGGAUUCGGAGACCGAGGUUGAGGAUACUGAUGAGGAGGAAGAGGAGAGGAGGGGGAAGAAGGCGAGAGUAGUGUCCGGGGGAGCCGAGGUGAAGAGGAUGAGGGAGGAGACGGCGCGUGUGUUGGAUGAUCCGGGGAAGAGCGCGUGGGAGAAGAAGGAGUGGAUGAGGAGGAAGGCGUUGGAGCUGGAGGAGAGGAAGGUUGGGUAUGAGUGGGAAGCUGUGGAGAUGGAGAAGCAGAGAGUGAAGUGGAUAAGGUAUAGGAGCAAGAAAGAGAGGGAGAUGGAGAAGGCUAAGCUGGAGAAUCAGAGGAGGAGUCUUGAGACUGAGAGGAUGGUUUUGAUUUUGAGGAGGAGGGAGUUUGAGAUUACUGAGGGGCAGUUUGCGGGUAAAAGGGUUGACCCGAGUUUAGGAACCGGGUGAGGUGUUUAGUGUUUAGGAUUUUUUUUUUUUGUGUUUGGGUUUGAUUUAUAUAUAAAGUUUGUUAGUUUUGAAAUAUGGAUGGUGAUUUAAGAUUCUUACAUUUUCGAGAUAAUCAGGAGAUUAUAUAUGUUUUAAGUAAUCCAAAACGUGUUUCAAAGGUUUUUAGUUGGUGAAGUGAGU